AUGACCCAACUCAACCAAGGCAUUCAAGUCUCAAAUACCCCUUCCGUCGUCAAUGACGCCACAGCGGACACCGCAAUGCUCUUGCUUCUGGCGGCAUUGCGCCGUGCUUGGAUUCCGCAACGCUCAUUACGUCAAGGCUUCUGGGAUGCCAAUAGACCGCUUGGCCGCGAUUGUAGGGGCAUGCUUUUGGGGAUCCUUGGUAUGGGCGGCAUAGGCCUGGCAGUGGCGAGACGCGCAGCUGGAUUCGGUUUUCGGUUGCAGUAUCAUAACAGAUCCCCGGCACGAAACUCCGACAUCGACGUACUGGAUUUGAGCCCGGAGCAGAGACCGAAAUUCGUCAGCCUAGAGGAGCUGUUCCGAGCUAGCGAUGCGAUCUCUAUACACUUGCCUCUCUAUCCGGAGACGACAGGGUUCAUUGGAUACGAAGAGAUCAAGAAGAUGAAAGACGGCGUGGUUAUUGUCAAUACAGCUCGAGGCUCGAUUCUAAACGAAGAUGCUCUCGUCGAGGGCUUGAAAAGUGGAAAAGUCUGGAGCGCCGGGCUAGACGUCUUCGAAAACGAGCCAUUGGUCCAUGAGGGUCUCAGACAGAAUGAAAACGUGGUGCUGUUCCCACAUAUAGGGACUGCAACAAUCGAUACGCGUCACCGGAUGGAGAAACUCAUGCUUGAUAAUGUCCAUAGUGCGUUGAAGCUAGGGCGUCUGUUGACGCCAGUACCUCAAUGA
Molecule: messenger RNA, 723 nt
Organism: Cyphellophora attinorum
Lineage: Eukaryota; Fungi; Ascomycota; Eurotiomycetes; Chaetothyriales; Cyphellophoraceae
Product: Glyoxylate 1
Exons: 2
Coding region: 1-723 (240 amino acids)
Cellular component (GO): cytosol
Molecular function (GO): glyoxylate reductase (NADPH) activity; NAD binding; hydroxypyruvate reductase [NAD(P)H] activity
Source: RefSeq, a predicted model, not a curated record